Hyalella azteca is the source of this 5815-nucleotide messenger RNA. RefSeq lists its product as uncharacterized. The transcript is spliced from 10 exons. NCBI's taxonomy places the organism in Eukaryota, Metazoa, Arthropoda, Malacostraca, Amphipoda, Hyalellidae. The record is from RefSeq and is a predicted model, not a curated record. The coding region runs from base 182 to 2431 and encodes 749 amino acids.
UUAAACUCAACGGUCCACAUGUAUGUCGUGUCCGAACUCCGAAGACAGUUAGACUUGUGUCGCCUCUGAAACAAUGUAUAAUAACUCCAUAGAAAUUGUUUAAGUCUAGAAUUUAGGUAAUAUUUGCUAGUUGCAGCCUUAAGCCAUUGUCAUUUGUGCUACUGAACUAACGUCGGUCAACAUGGGCAGUAGAUUGGAAAAGCUCCAGGAAUACCUUGAGGAGUUACAGCACAUCAAGGAGCUAGGAACAUCAUCUGCUAUGGUGGAAAAUUUUUUGGAUGCAGAACUCCUUCUCUGUGAGAAGAAAAUCAAAUUAUUUGCUUCAGAAAAGAAUAAGCAGGAGGUGCUGGGAGACAUCUUGAAGCUAUGGGAGCUUCUGAAGAAGACAAGUGAGCAGAUGUUUGGAAGGCAGAUACAGAAACAGAUUGUGGCCAUACAAGAGAAAGUUGGCCAGAUUUAUGAUGAAAGCACUGAAGGGGGACUCUCCCUGUUUGCAGUCAAGGAGAGAAUGAUUGACUGUCAAGUGAUGUUAGCUUUGGUCAUUUAUGAUCUUAAGAAUGAAGAUGAAGACUUUGUCACGAGGAGCAACUUGAUAGGUACGAUGACUACUAAGGAGCCCGAGACUGCCGGCACUGAGCCUAAGGCAGCUCGUGCUGAACUACAGACAAGAAAGUGUGAUCCUGAGACUGCCGGCACUAAGCUACCUGCAAAUAAGUCUGACCGUGAGACUGCCGGCACUAAGCUACCUGCAAAUAAGUCUGACCGUGAGACUGCCGGCACUAAGCUACCUGCAAAUAAGUCUGACCGUGAGACUGCCGGCACUAAGCUACCUGCAAAUAAGUCUGACCGUGAGACUGCCGGCACUAAGCUACCUGCAAAAAAGUCUGACCGUGAGACAGCCGGCACUAAGCUACCUGCAAAUAAGCCUGAUCCUGUGACUGCCGGCACUAAGCUACCUGCAAAUAAGUCUGAACCUGGGACUGCCGGCACUAAGCUACCUGCAAAUAAGUCUGACCGUGAGACUGCCAAAACUGAGCUACCUGCAAACGAGUCUGAGUCUGGUACUGCCGGCACUGAACUCCAUGGUAGUGAGUCAGCUCCAGAAAUUGUCGAGGAUGAGGCUCCAUCUUCUGUCUCGACUCUUGAGGCCUCCACACCAGAUACAAAACAAGACGCUCCUCCCGCAGGCUUGCCCACCUCCCGUGUUGAAAUUCAUGACUGGAAUCAGACGGACAAGUUCGUGAAGCUGUACUUGGAUGUGCCGGGAGUGAACGCCGCGCACGUGGCAGGCGCGACGCUUGCCUGUGAGGCGCGACACGUGAGCCUCGUCGUGCCAGACGUCGACGGCCGCAACUACGAGUACAGCUUGCGAGAUCUCAGCUACGCCAUCAAGCCAAACAAAAGCAAAAUCAGGCUUAUUGACGGCCGCAUUGUCCUCUUCUUGAAGAAGGAGCCUGGCAGAAUCUCGUGGAGGGAACUGACCGCUGCCACGUUUCCUGAACUCUCAGUUCAGAUUGCCUGGUCUCGAAUGUUGGAAAAAUACCAAGAUUUCCACCGCAUGGUCACCGUUUAUGGUUUGUGCCCCAUGAACUUCAUGCUUGAGGCAAUGUGUAUGUCUGGAUUCCACGUCAUCAGUAGCGGGACUUCCAUCGACAGUAUACUGGAGAACAUGGAGAUAUAUCCCGCUGAAGUGGUUUACUUGAAUUUGCACUCGAGCUCCUCGACUCCAUUUUCAGCGUACGAGAAAGCCGUCAGAGCCUUUGCUCUGCACGAUUGUUACGUCAGCUUGGCCAAUGUUCAGUAUUCUUAUUCAUCUGAAGUCCAAAACGACGACUUCCUUGUUAGUCUGCUUGAUGAGAAACCCGGCAAGCUGGCAACGUUCAGUGGCUCCCUAAGUGCAUUAAAAAUCUCCAACCUGCCGCCUGUCAUGAUCCAGCUGAAGCUGCAUGUGUCGUGCGCGCAGCAGCUCGACGCCAUCUCCACCAUGCCCACGAACCUGGGCAGCCUGCAUGUACGAAUCGCACUCAACAUGGACUUGCGUGACGUUAAACCUCUACGAGCUCGAAAGUUGGCGCUACCUCUGGUUCUUGUCUUCUUCGGUGCAACAAACGCGGACCUGAACUGGCUCAUCGCUGCAAUCGACAAGCUCAAGCGUCGCAGAUUUCUUCCUGGUGGCAACGAGGUGAGCACCAAGAGGGGGCUGCGCCUAUUGGCUUGUCGCCUCACUGCCGAUGCCCAUAUUCGUCUAGCACGCGAGCUUCCCCCGGACAUCGUGUCCGUCGUAGUUGAGGAUAGCUCGAUGGAUGACUCCAUUCCUGCUGCAGUCGCUGGGCGGUACCGUGCUCGCGGCUGCAAGCUGCGUUUCAGCAAGUUCGCCGAGCUCGAUGACGCCGACGCACCCAUACACCAGGACUGGUUUGACUUUGACUAGUACCACAGUACUAGUCGAAGAUAAGCUCUGCGUGCAGGUUUUUGCGUUGCAACUGGUCUUGAUAGUCAUUCAUAUUGCUCUCUCCAACAUCUUCCCAACAGCGAUGAAACCAAUUCCGUUACCUGCUGUGCAAAAGCAGUGUAAUUCCGAAGAUUUAAUACGCUGUGUUAGUCAUCUUCAAGUUGGUUACUUAGGAAACUAACGUCAUUUUAUGUUUUAAGUUUCGUACUGUCCGUAUUUGCUAUGGUGUCUAUAGGAGCUUAUAACUAAAUGAAGGCCUUUCAUCAGGACUUCCAUGCAUCUCUUGUCGCAUUACAGUAGUUCGUUUGAAGUAUCAUGUUGAAAGCUAAGGACGAAAUAGUAUGUUCUGCCUAAUUUUUAAAUUACAUCAUCUACCUUCUUCUUUUACUACUAAGUCUGUCUCUGCUCUGACCACGUUUUUGUUUUGAUUUUGUCUUCAAAGGAAACUUUUCUGCGAGCCCUAGGACUUGCUGUGGUCCAAUUCUAUGCCUGCUCUGUGUCAUAGCUGAUUGGAUCUGGUGACUUUAUUUUAAUUGUUGAAUAUAAAUGCCGACUUUCACCUUAAAUUUCUCUUAGCAUAGUUGCUACUGAAGAAAGUUCGUCAGUAUUAGAUCUCCAGUAUUGAAGGAGAAUAAACUAAUCAUCGUGUUUUAAUGAAUUUAUUCUGCCAUUAAGAAGUUUUGAUUUGCUAGACAUUCAUUCAUUAUUUCAUUUGAAAUACCACAGGAGGAUCUUGACACGUAUCAACCUACCAUGAGUGUCGCUUGAUCAAGUUAAUACUAGCAUGAAAUUUUGACGGUAUCCGCCUAGGACGUUCAAGCAAUAAUUGGCUGAUUGAGUCUAGAGUUCUGGAAAACAACGGCUGACCUUUAAACAUUUAAAAUGUGAAUUGUUUAGUUGAGGUUAGGCAUACUAGCUAUUUUCAUGGAUUUUUAGUUUUUCUAGUUUCACUUUUUUAUGUACUAUUUAACGCUUCGCUGAUUGUGUUUGUUAAUUGUAAGCUGAACGACAUGUAAGAUGUGAGAGUUUAAUUUUCAAUCAAAUGGCUCUUCACACAUCGGCUCGAGCUUAGAUUGGUUAUUGAGUUUCACUGCCUAUCCCUGGUACAUUAAUUUUAUAUAAUUUUACCCGGAUGCUACUUGUGUUUAUCCGUGCUUUGACACAUCUCGUGUCUAAUGUUCCACCAUCGUCCACAAAACGUGCCGACGCAACCGCUAUGCAACCAUCCACAAUUCCCUAUGUUACCAUUCAAUUCUAUCCUUCACUGCCGAUAGCACGUCAGACGAGCUUCCAUGAAUGUUUUUUAUUAGAGAGCGGUUUCUAUACCCACCAAUGGAGGGAGCGGUUUCUCUUGAUACCACAAAUGCUUGCGUUGGCCCUAACCGCAUCGCAUUUGCAUGAUCGAUGUUAACGAGUAGAAAAAUUUCGUAGAUGAUUAGACAACUAACUUGUAAUUAAAAAUUAUUGUCUGCUAUUUGUACCUGCGAGUGGGAUAUAUUGGAAUCCUGGGUUGUACACAACGAUAAAUUGACAGAAUACCACAUGGUUGUUGGAUAUUACAGACACCUACUUGAUUCGCCGAGCGAGGCUGAUAUGAUUCCGUUACUUGGUGUUGGACGGUGUUGUCGACAGAUGCUCAGUUUUUGGGGCAGUUUAGAUUGUGCAGUGCUGUUGUCAAGUAUCUUCAUAUUCUUAAAUAAGAGUCUCAAAUUUGAGUCGAAUGUAAUAUUAAGAUGUCAUAAAAUCUUGAAAACGUGCCACAAUAAUUACUUGCGGAAAGGAAUGCCGUGACAACUUGAAGUGUCCCGUCUUGAACUUGAAGUGACAUGACAUGAAGGCCUUCCCAAAACAAGAAACCACAAAAUGCCUUUGAAUAUUCAAACUUUUUGUACCUCAAAACAUACUGUCCAAAAGACGUUAUAACAUGAAUACCGUGUGUCCCCCAUAGAUAAACUUUCGAAGGCCUUCCAAAAUGGAUAUUGUGCCGCAUAGUAUCCAGUCUGUGCGUUUCCGUAAACGAGCAUACUGUGGCGACGGCCUUCAAACACAGACACUGUGUCCUCCAAUAGGUAUAACUAUUAUCAGAUGAUGCAGCAUCUCCUAUCUUCAAUUUUGAGCUAGAAAGGUUUUCCUUCCAUCUCAUUCUUAUGCUCUGCUCCCUAUAGCUCCCACCUAGCGUUGCUAACUCCCUUCUCGUUACCGAGCUCCUGCUUUUCAUCUCCAGUGAUAUUAAAACAAAUACCCUUUUUGUCAAAGCCCGACUCGCGCGACCAUCUAAUCCACCAAUGGCUUCUAUACACUAAUUUCUUUUGAACCGAUCUACCUUACGUCAAUUAACUUCUAUCAUGGUUUCGUCUAUUAACUUCUAUCAUGGCCGGCGCACAUAUUGAACUGGACUGGUUUGACAAGUAGCCUUGUGCAAAAAAGCUCUUGAGUGUUGGUUUCGGUUUUGCAACCUGUUAUUAAUAGUCAUUUAGAUUGCUCUCUCGAUAUAUGGGAAACUUAUUCCUUUACCUGCUGUGCAAAGGCAGUGCAAUUUCUAAGAUUUAAAACGUGUUUGUCAUCUAUAUUCAUUUUCGUUGCCAAGGAAACUAAUAUAAUUUUAUUUUUCACUUCUUUUUAUCGUCCAUAUAUGUGAUUGUGACUGAAGAGGCUGAUAACUAAAUCAAAGUCUUUCAACAGUGACUUGCAUGCAUCUUUGGUCGCAUUACAGUAGUUCGUUCGAAGCAUCUUAUAGGAAGGUUCUUAUUUAUUUAUAGGUUCUUAUUUUAUUUCUAGGUUCCACUCGGACUACGUUUUUGCUUUUAUUUUCUUUACAAAGGAAACUUGUCGCGAGCCCUAGAAAUUGUACGGUUUAGCCUCUAUGCCUGCUCAGAAUCAUGGCUGAGCUGAUCUGGUGAGGCUAUUUCAGGUGUAAAAUCGUUCGGAAACGAGCACUUUUACACUAAAUUUCGUUGGGUAUAGUUGCUUCUCAAAUAAGAUCUUGAAUUCGUACUGCUCGAAGAGUGAUGACUAAUCGUGGUGGUUUUGAUGAAUUUUAUUUUGCGAUCGAGAAAUUUAAAUUUUGUGACGUAUUUUUGUUCACACAUCAGCUGACUAUGCUGAAUACAAUUUAUUGUAGUUGGAAUUGAAUGAAAAACCACAGAAAAGAUCAUUGCGCGUAUCAACGUCUAUAAUUGUCUCUUGGCCGUACUGAAAUCGCGUUAAAUUUCGCUGUAACUGCCUCAAAGUAUACAAUAUAAUCGCUACUUUCACAUUAAAGCUGUUGAGAAGAAAGGCUAUCCAUAUUUGAGAUUUGAGAUGUGAAUUGUUUAGUUAGGUUCAUGCAAUCAUGUUAUUUGAAAAGGAUUGUUUUCAGUUGUU